GGGCGCUGCCUGCCAGAUCGGCCGCUCUCUGCUGGCUGGGUCUGCGCCGCUCGCGUGAAGCUCCCGUGGGUGGCGGGAGGCUGCGCUACAGUUUCCUGGAGCCGAGGCUGAAAGCGACUCCUGGGAGCUGUGCGAGCUCCUCUGGGUGUUCGCCGUUCCGGGCCGGCCCCCGUCGUGCUCUCCCCACGCUGCCCCUGCAGGGCGGCUCUGCGCAUGGAGGCCUGCAAGCCUGGGGGCCCCCUUGCAGGAAGAGUUAACGGUCCAGUUCAUUCCCAGAGGUGUGAAACUCAGAAGAGCAAGUCACACCGCGUGGGCGUGGGAGAACAGUGGUGUGGAAACAUCUCUGGAAGGAGAAAAGGCGUGGUUGGGACUUUGUUGUGUGCUGGGAGUGAAAUGGUGUAUAGCAGCUGCUGCAUCUAGCGUCCGUGUCUGAGCAGAUAUUAGAGCUGUUCAAACUUUGACCAGAAGCCAAAAUGGCCCCAGCAGCCCCAGUGGUAGAAAAGGUGCAAGACCCCGCCCCUUCACUAGACUCAGUACCAAUACAGGGAUAGAUUUUUCUCCCUAGGACCCAGUCCAUCAGGCCUUUUUCAUAUGCCCAAAGUUUGUGCCAUUUUUGGAGGAUCCCGAGGAAUUGGAAAAGCUGUUGCACAACUGCUGGCAUGGAAAGGAUACCACUUGGCUAUUAUUGCUAGAAAUCUGGAAGUAGCUCAAACUACUGUGAAUCACCUUGGGGCAGGUCAUAUGGCACUUAGCUGUGAUGUAGCCAUGGAACAAGAUGUCCAAAAUACACUUGAGGAGGUGGAGAAGAAUUUAGGUCAUGUUAAUUACUUGGUUAAUGCUGCUGGAGUCAACAGGGAUGGCUUGUUGCUGAGAACCACAUCUGAAGAUAUGGUAUCCCAAAUUAACACUAACCUUCUGGGGACAAUGUUGACAUGCAAAGCUGCUGUAAGGCGUAUGCUUCAACAGCAAGGAGGUGCUAUUGUUAACAUAGGAAGUAUUGUUGGACUCAAGGGCAAUUCUGGUCAGAGUGUGUACAGUGCCAGCAAAGCAGGGUUAGUUGGAUUUUCACGCUCUCUUGCUAAAGAAGUAGCAAGAAAGAAAAUUCGAGUCAACAUGGUUGCUCCAGGCUUUGUUCACACAGAGAUGACUGCACAUUUGAAGGAAGAUCAGUUGAAGAAAACUAUUCCUCUUGGAAGAUUUGGAGAGCCUGAUGAAGUUGCACAAGCUGUUGUCUUUCUUCUGGAGUCUCCCUAUAUUACAGGGCAUAUUCUAGUUGUAGAUGGAGGCUUGCAGCUUCUAAUUUAAAUGCUACAACAGUACUUAUAAAAUGACUUGAAUGGAGGAAAAAAUAAACUUGGCUGAUGAAGAUUC
This is a messenger RNA of Caretta caretta (loggerhead turtle), 1371 nucleotides long. It is a transcript of the gene CBR4, whose product is annotated as carbonyl reductase 4. The record is from RefSeq and is a predicted model, not a curated record. Gene Ontology annotation, biological process: fatty acid biosynthetic process. Lineage: Eukaryota; Metazoa; Chordata; Testudines; Cheloniidae. Gene Ontology annotation, molecular function: oxidoreductase activity, acting on the CH-OH group of donors, NAD or NADP as acceptor; quinone binding.